CCUUAUCUCGUUUACAGAUGGACAGAUUCCGCACAUUAGCCCCACAGGCACAAGCUCAGCCAUAUCCGUGCCCUCCUACAACUGCGGUGAUGUGGAAUGGUCCGUCGAAGUAGCCAGUAUCCUUAAACAAGCUAUAGCUCCAUCAACCAGAGGAUCUUACUCAACAGGUUACAAGGCAUAUUGUCGAUAUUUAUGCUUGAACAAUCAGACUUGGUCAAAUAUGCCUCCAGUAUCAGAGUUACUGUUGAUGAACUUUGCAGCUCAUUGUCAUCAGCAAUUGAAAUUAAGAUACUCUACAAUCAAAUUGUACUUGUGCGGUAUUCGACAUUUUUUCCUGUCAUCAGCAGUGGAAUGUCCUCUGUAUACCCAGAAUUCCAAUUUUGCGCGUUUACAGUUGGUUAUGAAUGGCAUCAAAAGAAUGGACGGACGGCCAAAGUUAGCUCGGUAUCCAGUGACCUUUCCAGUGUUACAUGCCCUUUGCACACGGCUACGGAAAGGUGUAUUCAAUAUCAAGUUAGACAGAAUGAUGGAAACAGCUUGUGUAGUUGCUUUCUUUGGCUUCCUAAGAUGUGGAGAAUUCACGUGCAUGAAUUCCUUUGAUCCGACAACUAACUUAUGUGUAAGUGAUAUUACGCGAGCUGAUGAUCACACCAUACUGUCAUUGAAAACAUCAAAAACGGACCCUUUCAGGAAGGGCGUUCACAUACGGCUUUUCUGUACCUCAAAGUCAGUAUGUCCAAAGUGUAUUUUAGACAAGUAUAUUAGUACAAGAUAUCGCGAGGGUGCCACGUCAACUGAUGCACUAUUUGUAGCAACAAAUGGACAACCAUUAACAAGAAAUGUCUUCAUCGGGAUGCUACGCCAAGUACUUUCACUUUGUGGUUUUGAAUCACAUCUCUUCAAUGGGCAUUCUUUUCGCAUAGGGGCAGCCACUUCUGCUGCCUCCAAACACAUUGAAGACCAUUUAAUAAAGACCAUGGGCCGAUGGUCCUCUGAUUCAUACUGUCGAUAUAUACGCACCUCAAAGGAAGUUCUGCAUUCAGCUCAAAAGUGUUUAAGUGAUUUAUAAGUGUCUCAACACAUAUAGUUAAAAUUGACAUGCUUUUACAAGACAUUCAUAAAACUUGACUUUGAUACGUAUAUAAUUUCUAUACGAUUUCACUUACAACUAUUAGUACCUGUAUGUGUACAGGUAUGUAUGUACAUUUGAAUGAUAAAUGGUGCAUGUAAUUUCUCAAUCUUUAUUACCAAUAAGUGUCAAACUUCUUUAGAGUCUAACAUAUAUGUAUUAUCAUGACAACUGUUUUCUUGUUUAUAGAUGAAAUAAUUAGGGUCCAUAUCAAGAUGUUUACAUUUAUUACUUGGGGAUUAUCAGCUGCUCACAGACAUUUUUUCGCACCUGAAAUUUUGGACAUCAUUCUUACAAUGAAUUUCCCAAUUAAUAAACUUCUGUGCAACAUUCUCAAUCAGUUUCAGAGAGUUCCACAGCCCUCGUUGUGGCAGUAUGCCUUCAUGUAUACUGAGUAACUUUUACCCUCGUAGAUGUUACAACUCUUUGAGAUUGAAGCAAGGAAUUUAAAUAUGUCAAGCAGAAGGACAGAAUCAUAUAAUUUCACCGAGUUCCACAGCCCUCGUUGUGGCAGUACCAACAUCCCUGUGGGUACUGUGAAACUUCUACCUUCGUAGAUUUUCCAACUCUGUGGAAUUUAUGCAUUACAAGAUCAUAGUACACUGCUGCUUGAUUUGUCAUCUACUGAUCACUACAGAGCAAUUCUGCCCAGCACUGCAGAGCAAUUCUGCACCCUGGUUAGCCUCCGCUGACCAUCUAUAUCAAAUUCUAUGUUACACAACAUUUCUGAUCAAGAGCAGCUGAGAUAAUCUUCAAUCCAAGUAGAGAUAGGGAUUUUUUAGAUUGUAUGUAUAAUAUGUAUGUUGUAUGUAUAUAAACAUGUAAAGUUAAAUGUUGCAAGUUUUUUGUAAUAGAUUCAGAGGAAACAAGUAUUGUCGUUUGUGUUAUUAUUACUGGUAUAAAU
Messenger RNA from Mizuhopecten yessoensis (Yesso scallop), 2033 nucleotides. RefSeq lists its product as uncharacterized. The transcript has a single exon. Gene Ontology annotation, molecular function: DNA binding. The record is from RefSeq and is a predicted model, not a curated record. The coding region runs from base 221 to 1069 and encodes 282 amino acids. Lineage: Eukaryota; Metazoa; Mollusca; Bivalvia; Pectinida; Pectinidae. Gene Ontology annotation, biological process: DNA recombination; DNA integration.